AACCUAAGAAUAGAAAAAAGGCCAACAAAGGAUCAACAGAACCUAAAACGCUUUACUAUACUAAAGAUAUACAAUAUCUUGCACAUGAACCAGUACUUAAAAAGUUUAGAGAAUACAAAGUCUUUAUAAAAAAACUAAAUAAAGCACUCGGAAAACAACAAUUAAGCAUUGCAAAAAAUUUAGAAAAGAACAAGCCUGUUUAUACGUUAGACCAUAUUGUCAAAGAAAG
Racocetra fulgida is the source of this 229-nucleotide messenger RNA. The record is from the annotation of a GenBank genome assembly. Lineage: Eukaryota; Fungi; Glomeromycota; Glomeromycetes; Diversisporales; Gigasporaceae.